AUGUUCAGAAUGGAUAAAUCGCGGUCGACGGCGUGUAGAAUUGUGUCAGACGCCGACGUGACCGGUGGAAUGAGAGAGAAAAGCGCGAAACGAAAUGAAAAGUCGGGUGAGAACGGCCGGAGCGGCUUCCGAUGGCUUAUUAUGAGCUGCUCUCUUUUUUAUCACUAUUGAUUGAUCGGAAAGAGAAAGAUCAUUUCAAAUCUCUCCGUACUUAGCGAUUUACAAAGUAAUCUUGCCAGUAGAACCAAGGAAUCUUGAUUUUUUUGACUUUUGAUACUCCUCUAUCAAUGAGGUUCCGAUGAGGCAAAUUUUUGUUAAAAAUAAUCAGAUGUCACGAAAAUCAAUUAUUUUAAGUCAAUAAUGAUUAAUUUUUUUCUAAUGAUUUUUCCAAGAGACAGGCUCCUAAGAAGUUGAAGUUGCCUUUUUCAAAAUAAGAAACGGAUCGCCAGCGCGCAUAUUUUUUUUGGCAUAUCAUGCGGCUGUUUUUUUCCUCGGAUUUUGAUAGUAGUUUUUCUAGACAUCAGAAAAAGGAACAUCCGAGUAGACUUUGUUAUGUCGAAAGCAUAGAUUUCGGAGUUAUUUUGAAAUAAUUUCACUCAAAAUUUGGAGGUUGAGGUUUUGAACGAUCGGAAAGUUUCUUUUUUUUGGUUUUCCGUUUUGAUUGAAAUUUCGGAUGGAUAGAAUUCAGCCACCGUAGUUGUGGGGCUGUCUACGGUCCACAGGGUCCCAAGUUCCACCCCCGCCUCGACACAAAGAGUUUUAGAAAUUUUGGUAGUGGAUAAACCAGGGCUUUGUAAUCCUCAGCCGUCACCCACAAGGACGGAUACCACAUUAUUGUGGUUAUCAAUGAUAUCAUGGUAGGAUCUCGGCUACUCGAGGUGGACAAAAGGCGUAAGAAGUAGAACAAGUCUGAUUGAGGUAGAAUCGGAAAUACAGAACAGAAAAACGGGCUGGAUGGUUGCCAAAAAGCACUGAAGUGCGCUACUAAAGAAGACACGGAUUAG
Molecule: messenger RNA, 1004 nt
Organism: Caenorhabditis auriculariae
Lineage: Eukaryota; Metazoa; Nematoda; Chromadorea; Rhabditida; Rhabditidae
Source: the annotation of a GenBank genome assembly